Molecule: messenger RNA, 2538 nt
Organism: Labrus mixtus (cuckoo wrasse)
Lineage: Eukaryota; Metazoa; Chordata; Actinopteri; Labriformes; Labridae
Gene: exoc7
Product: exocyst complex component 7
Exons: 22
Coding region: 157-2331 (724 amino acids)
Biological process (GO): exocytosis
Cellular component (GO): exocyst
Molecular function (GO): phosphatidylinositol-4,5-bisphosphate binding
Source: RefSeq, a predicted model, not a curated record
UUGUAACGGCUAACUGCCUUAGCUUGACGUGAUUGCUGUUAGCUUGUCACAACAGUAGCACUGGGUGGUGUUUUUCAUCAUUUUUAUGACAUAAACUUGUGUGUUAAUCGGUUUAAAUUCACUGGUGGAGGUCCUUUGAGUGGAAUUAGCUCCAGGAUGAUUCCCACCGAGGACGCGUCCGCCAGGAAGCGGGAGAUCGAGGAGAAGCUGAAGCAGGAACAGGAGACUCUGUCAUUCAUCCGAGAAAACAUGGAGAAGAGUGAUCAGCUGACCAAGGGCAUGGUAUCCAUCCUGUCUUCGUUCGAGAGUCGCCUGAUGCAGCUGGAGAACUCCAUCAUCCCGGUCCACAAGCAGACGGAGAAUCUGCAGCGUCUGCAGGAGAACGUGGACAAGACCCUGUCCUGCAUGGACCACGUCAUCAGCUACUACCACGUGGCCAAAGACACGGACCGGAUCAUCAGAGAGGGGCCAACAGGCAGACUGGAUGAAUAUCUCGCUUGUAUUGCAAAGAUUCAGAAAGCGGUGGAAUACUUUCAGGAUAACAACCCCGACAGCCCCGAACUCAACACAGUGAAAGCGCGCUUUGAGAAAGGCAAAGAGCUGCUGGAGGCGGAGUUCCGCAGCCUCCUGACGCGCUACAGCAAACCCGUUCCCCCGAUCCUCAUCCUGGACGCCAUCAGCGUGGAUGAGGAGCUGGAGGUGCAGGAGGACGUGAUGCUGGAGCACCUGCCCGAGGCCGUCCUCCAGGACAUCAUCUGCAUCGCCGGCUGGCUGGUGGAGUACGGACGCAACCAGGAUUUCAUGAACGUCUACUUCCAGAUCCGGUCCAACCAGCUCGACCGCUCCAUCAAAGGUCUGAAGGAUCACUUCCGGAAGAACAGCGCCUCCUCCGGGAUCCUCUACUCGCCCGCCGUCCAAACCAAGCGCAAGGACACGCCCACCAAAAAGGCUCCAAAGAGACCAGUCUUCAUCCCAGGGACCAUUCGAAAGGCUCAGAACCUUCUGAAACAGUACUCACAGCAUGGGCUGGAUGGGAAAAAGGGGGGCUCUAACCUCACUCCUUUGGAAGGUUUUGAUCACGACCUGCGGGUCAAACACCUGUCUGACGCCCUGACCGAGAAGCACGGGGCCGCUGCAGGGAAGGACGACGUCCUGGACAUCGAGAUCGACUCCUACAUCCACUGCAUCAGCGCGUUCGUUAAGCUGGCUCAGAGCGAGUACGCCCUGCUGGCUGAAAUCAUCCCCGAGCACCACCAGAAGAAGACCUUCGAUUCCCUCAUUCAGGAGGCGCUGGACAACCUGAUGCUGGAAGGAGACAACAUCGUGUCGGCGGCGCGCAGAGCCAUCAUGCGUCACGAUUACUCGGCCGUGCUCACCAUCUUCCCCAUCCUCAGACACCUGAAGAUGAACAAGUCCGACUUUGACGCCACGCUGCAGGGGACAGCAGCGAGCACCAAGAACAAGCUGCCGACCCUCAUCACGUCCAUGGAGACGAUCGGAGCCAAAGCUCUGGAGGAGUUUGCAGACAGCAUCAAGAAUGACCCCGAUAAAGAGUACAACAUGCCCAAGGAUGGAACGGUCCACGAGCUGACCAGCAACGCCAUCCUGUUCCUGCAGCAGCUGCUGGACUUCCACGAGACGGCCGGAGCCAUGCUGGCCUCACAAGUACUGGGGGACACUUACAAUAUUCCUUUAGACCCCCGAGAGACGAGUUCAUCGGCGAGCAGCUACACCUCCGAGUUCAACAAGCGGCUCCUCAGCACGUAUAUCUGUAAGGUUUUGGGGAACCUGCAGCUCAACCUGCUCAGUAAAUCCAAAGUGUACGAGGACUCGGCUCUGAGCGCCAUCUUCCUGCACAACAACUACAACUACAUCCUGAAGUCGCUGGAGAAGUCCGAGCUCAUCCAGCUGGUGACGGUGACGCAGAAGAAAGCGGAGAGUUCGUACAGAGAGCUGAUCGAGCAGCAGAUCUACAUGUACAAGAGCAGCUGGGUGAAAGUCACCGAGCACCUGACGGACAGGAACAUGCCCGUCUUCCAGCCCGGCACCAAGCUGAAGGAUAAGGAGCGCCAGGUGAUAAAAGACAAAUUCAAGGGUUUUAACGACGGCCUGGAGGAGUUGUGUAAGAUCCAGAAGGGCUGGGCCAUCCCGGACAAAGAGCAGCGAGACUUCAUCCGUCAGUCUCAGAAGAGAGUGGUGUCUGACGCGUACAGGAGCUUCCUGCAGAGAUGUGCCAACAUCUCGUUCACCAAGAACCCGGAGAAGUAUCACAAGUAUCGAGCGGAGGAGGUGGAGGAGAUGAUCGAGAGGCUGUUUGACACGUCCGCCUGAUUAGCCCCGCCCCCUCAUCCUCACGCUCUCUAAACAGACGUCUCCCUGAACACAACACGAGCUGCUCUCAGAGAGACGCUCGCACCCCCUCCCCCCCUCCUCUCUCUCUUUGUUUCUGAAUGUUUUGUACAAAGAAACCAACCUGAUGUAUUUAUGUAAUGUAGCCGCCGCAGCUUCACAUUUCAAACUAAUAAAGGGAAAUGAGAG